CCUGGGAAAAGUUCCAAGACGCUGUCUUGUUUAUUUCAGAAUUGCAACAUACGGACGGCCAGGACGAGCGAAAUCAUGCCCGAGUACAUGCUGUGCAGGAUCUGCUUGACAGAGGACAUCAACUCGGAGGCGAUGGCGCCCCUGUUCGAUGACGAGGACGCCCAGUGCCGGGAGCUGGUGCGCAAGAUUGAGGAAGUGGGCAGCAUCAAGCUGGUGCCGCUGCAGAACAUUCCGAGCAUGCUGUGCUACAGCUGCGUGGAGCAGCUGACCAGCGCCCACAAGUUCCGGGAGCUUUGCCAGGAGAGCGAGCGGACGUUUGCCACGAAUGUGGUCAAGGCCGAGAUGAAGUCGGAGCCCACGGACGAAGUGGCACAUAUAGUGGCGGAUCACAUCGAGUAUAUCUACGAGUCGGCCAACGACUUCAUAGACGGCGUGGAGGAGGACAUCGAAAUGGAGAACAUGCUGGAGGAGCGCCUGGAGGACGGCAUUGCGGACACAACCGAGUCCUUCGAGAUUAACACGGUGGUGGACGAACUGGACGAGAACGAGCUGCUGGUGGCGAAUAGCGCCGAUAGCGACUACGAGCCCAGCGAGCGCUGCCGCAAACCCAAGGUGCGGAAGUCGCGGCUGGGUAAACGUGGACGUGGACGACCCCGUGGCUCUGGUUCCGGGCAUCCACGCAGUCCCAGCCGCGAGCGACCGACUGUGCACUCCAGCUGCAAGUCCUCGCCCGAGGAGUCCUCCACGAACAUUAUGUGCGAGAUCUGUGGCAAUAUCUACUCUAAGCGAGCGGCGCUCAACAUUCAUAUGCGCCGUCACAUGGCCGACAAGCCUUUCGAAUGCGAAAUCUGCGGCAAAACCUUUGCGGGUCCUUCCGAGCUAAAUCGUCAUAUACGAGUGCAUACAGGCGAGAAGCCCUUCACGUGUAAAUACUGCAAUCGCUCGUUUGCGGACCGCAGCUCCAACAUUCGGCAUGAAAGAACUCACACGAACGAGCGACCCUUCACUUGUUCCACCUGCGGCAAGGCCUUCUCCUACUCCAAUGUGCUAAAGAACCACAUGCUCACCCACACGGGCGAGAAACCCUUCCUUUGCCGGCCGUGCAAUAAAACCUUCUCCCGCAAGCACCAACUGGAGCAGCAUAUCGGCACUAUGACCCACCAGCAGACUGUUAGGAAUCACCAGACUAACGACCAUCAGCGGCACUCAGAGAUCUACUAGUCUUAAAUCCUGCAAUUAACGUUUUCCUAGAUAAAUAUAUAAUUUAACUAUAAAUAGAUAUUGUAAAAUAAAAAGAGUACAAAUGGUCCGAGCCGGAUGUGUGAAA
Drosophila takahashii is the source of this 1327-nucleotide messenger RNA. RefSeq names its product transcription factor Ouib. Gene Ontology annotation, molecular function: zinc ion binding. Gene Ontology annotation, biological process: regulation of gene expression. The record is from RefSeq and is a predicted model, not a curated record. Lineage: Eukaryota; Metazoa; Arthropoda; Insecta; Diptera; Drosophilidae. Gene Ontology annotation, cellular component: nucleus.